CACUUCGUUUCCUCUUGCAGCAGUGAUGGAACUGGUGGGUGUGGCACAUGGGAACUAAGCUGCCUAUAAAACCACAGACACCUGAGUUGCUUACCUAAAGUAAUAAGGCUGACUUUGCAGAAUGGAAGAGAAAAAGGUCUUGUUGCUGCUGCUUUUGGUAGCGGCUCUAGUGUCACAGGGUUGCUGUCAACAUUGGUCCUAUGUCUUGAACCCAGGGGGGAAAAGAGUGACUGACAGCCUGUCUGACACCCUGGACAAUAUGGCUGAAGACCUUCCGAAGAUAGACACAUCUUGCAGUUUGUUUGGCUGUGCUGAUGUCUCACCUCAUCCUGAAAUGUACCGACUGAGGGCAUUACUUGCAAACCUCGCUGACAGACAAAGUGGACUCAAUAAUAUAUAGCAAAUGUAUUAUGUAUGCUAGCUAACUCUAUUAAACAUUGCGGUGCCGUCA
Messenger RNA from Salvelinus fontinalis (brook trout), 451 nucleotides. RefSeq names its product progonadoliberin-1-like. Gene Ontology annotation, molecular function: gonadotropin hormone-releasing hormone activity. The coding region runs from base 122 to 400 and encodes 92 amino acids. NCBI's taxonomy places the organism in Eukaryota, Metazoa, Chordata, Actinopteri, Salmoniformes, Salmonidae. The record is from RefSeq and is a predicted model, not a curated record. The transcript is spliced from 3 exons. Gene Ontology annotation, biological process: multicellular organism development. Gene Ontology annotation, cellular component: extracellular region.